Apaloderma vittatum (bar-tailed trogon) is the source of this 5825-nucleotide messenger RNA. RefSeq names its product SET binding factor 2 (gene SBF2). The transcript has 38 exons. NCBI's taxonomy places the organism in Eukaryota, Metazoa, Chordata, Aves, Trogoniformes, Trogonidae. The record is from RefSeq and is a predicted model, not a curated record. Bases 577 to 5391 code for a protein of 1604 amino acids.
CAGCCUGGAGGAUGGCAGCUUUCAAAGGAGAGAAAACAGCCAACGUUCUUUGUUGUGGUUUUGACUGAUAUAGACUCUGAGAGGCACUACUGUUCCUGUCUGACUUUCUAUGAAGCAGAGAUUAACCUGCAGGGAACAAAAGAAAUUGAAGGUGAAGAGGAGUCUGGUUUAAUUCCGCCUGCAGAAAUAUUUGCUCCUAAAAGUCUGGUGUUGGUCUCCAGAUUAGACUAUCCAGAAAUCUUCAGGGCUUGUCUUGGCCUGAUCUAUACCGUGUACGUGGACAGCCUGAAUGUGUCACUGGAGACUCUCAUUGCAAAUCUCUGUUCAUGCCUUGUCCCUGCUUCUGGAGGGUCUCAGAAAUUGUUUUCUUUGGGAGCUGGAGACCGACAACUGAUACAGACUCCUCUACAUGAUAGCCUUCCUGUUACAGGCACCAGUGUGGCUCUUCUCUUUCAGCAGCUAGGAAUUCAAAAUGUUCUCAGCUUAUUCUGUGCUGUGCUUACGGAAAAUAAGGUUCUGUUUCACUCAGCAAGUUUUCAGAGGCUCAGUGAUGCCUGUAGGGCUCUGGAGUCUUUGAUGUUUCCCCUCAAAUACAGUUAUCCCUAUAUUCCAAUUCUUCCUGCACAGCUACUGGAAGUUCUCAGCUCACCAACUCCUUUCAUAAUUGGUGUGCAUUCUGUCUUUCGCAAUGACAUUCAUGAGCUUUUAGAUGUAAUCAUAGCAGACCUGGAUGGAGGCACAAUUAAAAUUCCUGAAUGUAUUCAUCUCUCUCAGCUGCCAGAGCCACUGCUACAUCAGACUCAAAUGGCACUUUCACUAGUUUUGCAUCCUGAUUUGGAAACAGCAGAUUAUGCAUUCCCUCCCCCACGAACAGCUUUAUCACACUCAAAAAUGCUGGAUAAAGAAGUGCGAGCAAUCUUCCUUAGGCUAUUUGCACAACUUUUUCAAGGAUAUCGAUCCUGUCUUCAGCUGAUCAGAAUUCAUGCUGAACCAGUAAUUCAUUUCCAUAAGGCAGCCUUUUUGGGACAGCGGGGCUUAGUUGAGAAUGACUUUCUAACCAAAGUUCUCAAUGGAAUGGCGUUUGCUGGGUUUGUGUCAGAGAGGGGUCCUCCUUUCAGAACCUGUGAUCUUUUUGAUGAGUUGGUAGCCUUUGAAGUCGAAAGAAUUAAAGCUGAGGAAGGUAACCCACCAAAAAUGAUAAAGCAUGUUAGAGAACUUGCAGAACAGCUCUUCAAAAAUGAGAAUCCCAAUCCACAUAUAGCGUUCCAGAAAGUGCCACGACCCACAGAGGGCUCCCACUUGCGGGUUCACAUCCUUCCUUUUCCCCGGAUCAAUGAGUGCCGGGUGCAGGAGCUCCUCCAGGAAGGCCUCACAAGGGGUCAGGGUGCCCCUCCUGCCACCCGGGGCGACAAGAAGUGCGUUGUUCCAGCAGGCCCACCUGUUGUUUCCAUACUGGAAAAAGGAAGCACAGUUUUCAACAGUGCACAAAGGCUGGAAGUUGUUAGAAACUGCAUCUCAUUCAUUUUUGAAAACAAAUUUUUGGAGACUGAAAAGACCCUGCCUGCAGCUCUGAGAGCCCUAAAAGGAAAGGCAGCUCGGCACUGCCUGACACAGGAAUUAGGCCUGCAUGUGAAACAAAAUCGAGCAAUACUGGACCAUCAACAGUUUGACUACGUUGUGCGAAUGAUGAACUGUGCUUUGCAGGAUUGUUCAUCUUCAGAAGAAUAUAGCAUUGCUGCAGCUUUGCUACCCCUGACGACUGCUUUUUAUAGGAAAUUGGGACCUGGAGUUAGUCAAUUUGCCUACACCUGUGUACAAGACCAUCCUAUCUGGACUAACCAACAGUUUUGGGAAACAACCUUUUAUAGCAACGUGCAAAAUCAAGUUCGCUCCCUCUACCUUACAGCCAAAGAUGACAACCAUGUAGUUCAUUUGAGACAAAAGGAGAAAAAUUCUGUAAGUCCAGACCAGGAUAAGACUGCAAUGGACCUGGCUGCUGAGCAGUUGCGAUUGUGGCCAACUCUUAAUAAACAAACACAGCAGGAGCUAGUCCAGAAUGAGGAAAGUACAGUUUUCAGUCAGGCAAUUCAUUUUGCUAACCUUAUGGUCUACCUGCUCGUACCGCUGGAUACAAGUAAGAACAAAUUAUUGAGAACAUCGGCUACUGGUGACUGGGAGAGUGGAAGCAACAGUAUUGUCACAAACAGUAUUGCAGGCAGUGUUGCAGAGAGUUAUGACACUGAAAGUGGAUUUGAGGACUCCGAGAACAACGAUGUUGCAAAUGCAGUUGUACGUUUCAUCACCAGAUUUAUUGACAAGGUUUGCACAGAGAGUGGAGUUACACAGGAUCACAUCAAGGGUCUUCAUUGCAUGAUACCAGGCAUUGUAGCAAUGCACAUAGAGACCCUGGAGGCUGUCCAUCGUGAGAGUCGGCGACUUCCACCAAUACAGAAGCCCAAAAUUCUACGACCAACUUUACUGCCAGGAGAAGAGUUUGUUUGUGAAGGUCUCCGUGUGCUACUGGAUCCUGAUGGUAGAGAAGAAGCUACUGGAGGACUGCUUGGAGGUCCUCACAUCCUCCCUGCUGAAGGAGCUUUGUUCCUUACCACUUACAGAAUUAUAUUUAAAGGCGCUCCUCAUGAUCAACUGGUAGGAGAGCAGACGGUGAUCCGGAGCUUUCCUAUCGCAUCUGUUACUAAGGAGAAGAAGAUCACUAUACAGAACCAGCUGCAGCAGAGUAUGCAGGAAGGACUGCAAAUCACUUCAGCUACCUUUCAGUUAAUUAAAGUAGCGUUUGAUGAAGAAGUAAGUCCUGAAGUGGUGGAAAUAUUUAAGAAACAGUUAAUGAAGUUCCGUUAUCCUCAGUCUAUCUUCAGCACUUUUGCAUUUGCAGCGGGGCAAACAGCACCCCAGAUAAUUUUACCAAAACAAAAAGAAAAGAACACUUCAUUCCGCACCUUCUCAAAAAGCAUUGUGAAAGGAGCAAAACGUGCUGGGAAGAUGACAAUUGGACGCCAAUAUUUAUUAAAGAAGAAGACAGGCACAAUAGUGGAAGAAAGAGGAAAUCGUGCAGGCUGGAAUGAAGAUGAUGAUAUCUCUGUUUCAGAUGACAGCGAGCUGCACACAAGCGGUACCCUAAAAGCGUCAGAAAAAUCAACAAUGGAACAAUUAGUAGAAAGAGCCUGUUUCAGAGACUAUCAACGUUUGGGACUAGGGACCAUCAGUAGUAACUCCUCUCGCUCAAAAACAGAAUACUUAAGAAUAACUGCACUGAACAGGAUGUAUUCACUUUGCAGGAGUUAUCCUGGGCUUCUGGUAGUACCUCAGUCUAUUCAAGACAGCAGUCUGCAGAGGGUUGCUCGCUGUUACCGUCACAAUCGCCUACCAGUUGUCUGUUGGAAGAACACUAAAAACAGUACUCUUCUACUUAGAUCUGGGGGCUUUCAUGGAAAAGGUGUAGUUGGCCUCUUCAAAUCUCCAAACACACAUACUACAGCUCCAGCUUCUUUAGAAUCUUCAAGCAGUAUAGAACAGGAAAAGUACCUACAAGCCUUACUAAAUGUGAUAUCCGUCCACUGCAAAAUGAAUGGCAGUAAUACUCUCACGGUUAGACCAACAAUUGCUCUGUCUCCAGGUGUAUGGGCAAGUCUUCGUUCAAGCAACCGAUUUAUCAACACUCAGACUCCAUUCAUUGAUGUUGGUGCAAGACUUGCAGGGAAGGAUAACGCCACUUCCUACAGUAGCAGCACUUUUCUACAAAGUCAGCUUUUGAGACGGCAAGCAGCCCUAUAUAUAUUUGGAGAAAAAUCUCAGUUACGGGGAUUCAAACUUGAUUUUGCAUUGAAUUGUGAAUUUGUUCCUGUUGAAUUCAGUGACAUUCGACAGACAAAGGCAAGCUUUAAAAAACUGAUGAGAGCUUGUGUUCCCAGCACUAUUCCUACAGAUUCUGAGGCAACAUUCCUUAAAGCACUUGGGGAAUCAGAGUGGUUCCCACAGCUUCACAGGAUAAUGCAACUGGGUGUGAUUAUCUCAGAGCUCCUGGAAAAUGGUUCUUCUGUAAUGGUUUGUUUGGAAGAUGGCUGGGAUAUUACUGCACAAGUAGUGUCCCUGGUGCAGUUACUCAGUGAUCCCUUCUACAGAACACUUGAAGGCUUCCGAAUGCUGGUGGAAAAAGAAUGGCUCUCUUUCGGUCAUAAAUUCAGUCAACGUAGUAAUCUGACUCUCAACUGUCAGGGUAGUGGCUUUGCUCCUGUUUUCUUACAGUUCUUAGACUGUGUCCAUCAGAUUCAUAACCAAUACCCAACAGAGUUUGAGUUCAAUCAAUAUUAUCUGAAGUUUCUGGCUUUCCAUCACAUAUCAAAUCGAUUUAAAACAUUUCUUCUGGAUUCAGACUAUGAAAGACUAGAACAUGGGACGUUAUUUGAAGAUAAAGGAGAUAAACAUGCCAAAAAAGGAAUUUGUAUUUGGGAAUGUAUUGAAAAGAUGCACAAAAGGAGCCCUGUUUUCUUCAAUUACCUCUAUGCCCCUACUGAAAUAGAGGCACUGAAACCAAAUGUAAAUAUGUCCAGUCUCAAAAAGUGGGAUUAUUAUGUAGAAGAGAUUUUGGCUACAGGUCCUUCCUAUGAUUGGACCAUGGUACCUGCAAAAUGCAAUGUUUCAGAAGAAGCUGACCAAGCGGAUGGUUCACUCUCUCAGACUAAGAGGAAAAUAGUAUGGCCAUGUUAUGAUGAUGUUAAAAAAAUACAACCUGAUGCCAUCAGCAGCCUUUUAAAUGAAAUUGAAAGGUUGGAAAGUAAAUUAAAUCAGAGCCCAGAAAGGUGGCAGCUUUUGUGGGAAAGGGUCAAAAUGAAUCUAAAGGAUGACAACAGACAAGACAAUCUCCGGAGACAUCAUUCUGGCUCCUCAGGGAUGGUGUCAGCUAAUCUACAUUCCUAUCAGAAGAGGUCUUUGCUGGAAAUACCUGACAGUGGGCUGGGUGAAGAACACAGUGCAAGCAUCUCUCCCUCUAAUGGAGUAGACAGAAGAACCACUACACUAUACAAUCAUUUCACAUCAAAGAAUGAAGAAAAUAGAUCUUUUGAAGGUACGCUAUACAAAAGAGGAGCUUUGCUGAAAGGUUGGAAACCUCGGUGGUUUGUGCUGGAUGUGACAAAACAUCAGCUGCGAUACUAUGAUUCUGGUGAGGAUACAAGCUGUAAGGGACACAUAGACCUUGCAGAAGUAGAAACUGUGAUUCCUGCUUCUCCAACAAUUGGAGCCCCAAAACAUGCAAGUGAAAAAGCAUUUUUUGAUUUGAAGACAAAUAAGCGUGUAUAUAAUUUUUGUGCCCAGGAUGCACAGAGUGCUCAACAGUGGAUGGAUAGGAUCCAAAGUUGCAUUUCAGAUGCUUAGAAAGGAAAAAUGUUCUAUAAUAAAGACACGUUUAAAACAUCUCUUCCUGUAAGAAGCUAAGUUCUGAAAUGUUACUGACAACCAGCCUUCCUUACAUUUCAGCCAUAAAAGUUCAUAAUACGCUAAAGUUUCUUUUAUGUUUAAUAAUUAUAACCACUGUAACUGCUAUUUUCUUUCUGCAGGGAGGACUUUGAAAAAUAAUAAUCCAUUUAUCCUGAAUUUCCACUUUCUUCAGUACAGUUCCUAGCCAUAAAAGUGGGCUGUAUUUGCACUAUCAUCUAAUCAUGGUUUUCUCAUUUCAGAGCUAUUCUGUCCAAAGGAAACUGUAGGCAUUUUCCCUCCAACAGGAAGUGUGUUUUCACUUUAUAUUUUUAAGCAGCAUGUUCUUAUUUCCAAGCCAGUCAUGAAUAAGAGGGAACAUGUCUACAAUUCCU